GAGGGGCGGAGCCGGGGCGGGGCGGGCGGCCCGGGCUUGAUUAGGUAGGAGGCGGUGGAGCGCCGGCGGCGGCCGGAAGUAGCCGAAGCAAGCGGCGGAAGUAGCCGAAGCGGCCGGAGCGGGCGCGCGGCAAGGCGAGGCGAGAGCUGCACAGGGCCCUACGCGGCCGCCUCAGCAUGUCGGACUUCGACGAGUUCGAGCGGCAGCUCAACGAGAAUAAGCAAGAGCGUGACAAGGAGAACCGGCACCGGAAGCGCAGCCACAGCCGCUCUCGAAGCCGGGACCGCAAGCGCCGCAGCCGCAGCCGGGACCGGCGCAACCGGGACCAGCGCAGCGCCUCCCGGGACAGGCGGCGCCGAAGCAAACCUUUGACCAGAGGCGCUAAAGAGGAGCACGGUGGAUUGAUUCGUUCCCCCCGCCAUGAGAAGAAGAAGAAGGUCCGUAAAUAUUGGGACGUGCCACCGCCCGGCUUCGAGCACAUCACCCCCAUGCAGUACAAGGCCAUGCAAGCUGCCGGUCAGAUUCCAGCCACCGCCCUUCUCCCCACCAUGACCCCUGACGGUCUGGCUGUGACCCCGACGCCGGUGCCCGUGGUCGGUAGCCAGAUGACCAGACAGGCCCGGCGCCUCUAUGUGGGCAACAUCCCCUUCGGCAUCACUGAGGAGGCCAUGAUGGAUUUCUUCAACGCCCAGAUGCGCCUGGGGGGGCUGACGCAGGCCCCCGGCAAUCCCGUCUUGGCGGUGCAGAUUAACCAGGACAAGAACUUUGCCUUCUUAGAGUUCCGCUCAGUGGACGAGACCACGCAGGCUAUGGCCUUUGACGGCAUCAUCUUCCAGGGCCAGUCGCUGAAGAUCCGCAGGCCUCACGACUACCAGCCCCUGCCUGGCAUGUCGGAGAACCCCUCUGUCUAUGUGCCUGGAGUCGUGUCCACUGUGGUCCCGGACUCUGCCCACAAGCUGUUCAUCGGGGGCUUACCCAACUACCUGAAUGACGACCAGGUAGACCCUUCGUCUCCUCCCGCCCCUCCCCCGUCACAGCCUUCGUCCACACUCUCAUGGCGUCUUGGCCUGCCACAGGUAAAAGAGCUGUUGACAUCGUUUGGGCCUCUCAAGGCCUUCAACCUGGUCAAGGACAGUGCCACAGGGCUCUCCAAGGGCUACGCCUUCUGUGAGUACGUGGACAUCAACGUCACAGAUCAGGCCAUCGCAGGGCUGAACGGGAUGCAGCUGGGGGAUAAGAAGCUGCUUGUCCAGAGGGCAAGCGUGGGAGCCAAGAAUGCCACGCUGAGUACCAUCAACCAGACCCCCGUGACCUUGCAAGUGCCUGGCCUGAUGAGCUCCCAGGUGCAGAUGGGUGGUCACCCGACUGAGGUCCUGUGCCUCAUGAACAUGGUCCUGCCCGAGGAGCUGCUGGACGACGAGGAGUACGAGGAGAUCGUGGAGGACGUGCGUGACGAAUGCAGCAAGUACGGGCUCGUCAAGUCCAUCGAGAUCCCCCGGCCCGUGGACGGCGUGGAGGUGCCCGGCUGUGGAAAGAUCUUCGUGGAGUUCACCUCUGUGUUUGACUGCCAGAAAGCCAUGCAGGGCCUGACGGGUCGCAAGUUCGCCAACAGAGUGGUUGUCACAAAAUACUGUGACCCCGACUCUUACCACCGCCGGGACUUCUGGUAGAGGCGGCGGGGGAGGGCAGGGGCAGGGCUGGCUGGGGCUUCUCCCCUCCAGCUCCCCCUCUUUUCCCCCUCUGAAGACGAUGGGCAGAGGAGUGACAGCCGAAUGACAGCCGGCAGCAACUGGAAUGGCAGCGAUUAAGGGUCCGGGGGGGUGGGGGUU
Messenger RNA from Eubalaena glacialis (North Atlantic right whale), 1829 nucleotides. RefSeq names its product U2 small nuclear RNA auxiliary factor 2 (gene U2AF2). Gene Ontology annotation, cellular component: nuclear speck; nucleus; U2-type prespliceosome. Gene Ontology annotation, molecular function: poly-pyrimidine tract binding; pre-mRNA 3'-splice site binding. The transcript has 11 exons. NCBI's taxonomy places the organism in Eukaryota, Metazoa, Chordata, Mammalia, Artiodactyla, Balaenidae. Gene Ontology annotation, biological process: mRNA processing. The record is from RefSeq and is a predicted model, not a curated record. The coding region runs from base 177 to 1670 and encodes 497 amino acids.